Molecule: messenger RNA, 1607 nt
Organism: Arabidopsis lyrata subsp. lyrata
Lineage: Eukaryota; Viridiplantae; Streptophyta; Magnoliopsida; Brassicales; Brassicaceae
Product: glyceraldehyde-3-phosphate dehydrogenase GAPC2, cytosolic
Exons: 11
Coding region: 373-1389 (338 amino acids)
Biological process (GO): glucose metabolic process
Molecular function (GO): oxidoreductase activity, acting on the aldehyde or oxo group of donors, NAD or NADP as acceptor; NAD binding; NADP binding
Source: RefSeq, a predicted model, not a curated record
GCAGUCUUGCGUGCACCGGCCCAGCCCAUAGGAUCUAAGUUUAAAACCUCGAAUAUUCCAUCAGCCUGCGCGUGAAAUGCAAGCGCCAUUAGUUUUCCCAAAUCCGUUCUUAAUCCUACCAUAAACAAUGGGUAAAAACAGUGUCAAAAAAAUGGUAAAUAAGAAGAAAAGUAAAGUACAAUAUAGUAACAUUAAAUAGUGAAUCUAAUCUAUAAACUUUUUUCCCAAGAAAAAUUCUGAGCCACUCGAUAUUUCAUCAUCACGUUCUUCUUCUCUUUUAAAUAACCCUAAAGCCUCACCAAACCCUCACUCACUAAUUUCACAUUCUUCUCUCUCGAUAUCAUCUAAAUCUCUCGAUCUCAAAUUUCGAAAAUGGCUGACAAGAAGAUCAGAAUCGGAAUCAACGGUUUCGGAAGAAUCGGUCGUUUGGUUGCUAGAGUUGUUCUUCAGAGGGAUGAUGUUGAGCUCGUCGCUGUCAACGAUCCUUUCAUCACCACCGAGUACAUGACAUACAUGUUUAAGUAUGACAGUGUUCAUGGUCAGUGGAAGCACCAUGAACUUAAGGUCAAGGAUGAUAAAACUCUUCUCUUCGGUGAGAAGCCAGUCACUGUUUUCGGUAUCAGGAACCCUGAGGAGAUCCCAUGGGGUGAGGCUGGAGCUGACUUUGUUGUUGAGUCUACCGGUGUGUUCACUGACAAGGACAAGGCAGCUGCUCACUUGAAGGGUGGUGCUAAAAAGGUUGUCAUCUCUGCACCAAGCAAAGAUGCUCCCAUGUUUGUCGUUGGUGUCAACGAGCAUGAAUACAAGUCUGAUCUUGACAUUGUUUCCAACGCUAGUUGCACCACUAACUGCCUUGCUCCUCUUGCCAAGGUUAUUAACGACAGAUUUGGUAUUGUUGAGGGACUCAUGACCACUGUCCACUCUAUCACUGCUACUCAGAAGACUGUUGAUGGUCCAUCAAUGAAGGACUGGAGAGGUGGAAGAGCUGCUUCCUUCAACAUUAUUCCUAGCAGCACUGGUGCCGCCAAGGCUGUUGGGAAAGUGUUGCCAUCCCUCAAUGGAAAAUUGACUGGAAUGUCUUUCCGUGUUCCAACCGUUGAUGUCUCAGUUGUUGAUCUCACCGUUAGACUUGAGAAAGCUGCAACAUACGAUGAAAUCAAGAAGGCCAUCAAGGAGGAAUCUGAAGGCAAACUGAAGGGAAUUUUGGGAUACACCGAGGAUGAUGUUGUGUCUACUGACUUUGUCGGUGACAACCGGUCAAGCAUAUUCGAUGCUAAGGCAGGGAUUGCAUUGAGCGACAAGUUUGUGAAGUUGGUGUCAUGGUACGACAACGAGUGGGGUUACAGUUCUCGUGUCGUUGACCUUAUCGUUCACAUGUCAAAGGCCUAAGGUUACACCAGCAAGUGUUUGUGUGUUGAGUCGUACUGUUCUGAAUAAAAAAAGAGAAGAAAAAAAACACUCGAGUUUUAUCUAUCUUUCACUGAUUCCAUGCGCAGUCAUGAGAGUUUGUAGCUUUUUUUGCUUUUUGCUUUCUAUUAAUGUUUCCCUGCUUUGAAAGUUGAAACCAUUGGUUUGGUUUUUAUGUUAAUGAGUUUAGUUCAUUGAUU